UAAUAAGGUUAACAACAAUAACAAAACGGACUAAAACUUGUUCAUAGUCUCGAGGAAAAUUAUUGUGAUAUCAAAAUUAAUUAUAAAUCAUGAUUAAACAAUCCAAUUUUAAGGUUGUACGAAUAAGCUUUGCGAUAUUAUUUAUCAAAUCAGCAUUAUGUUUUCCGGCACCAUCUCCGGAUGAUUUUUUAUCUCUGGGUUUUAACUAUUUAACGAAGACAGCAAAAUCACCUAAUUUUGGAUUGAACAAACUGUUAUUUCCAUUUUCAGAUCUUCAAAGUAGAAUUCGUAAUGGGUAUACUGAGCGAAGUAACAUACAAGGUUAUAUGAAAAAUACUCUCCACCCAUGGCAUUAUAAUAGAUAUAAUGUUGAGAAAGACAGAUACGAUGAACAAUAUAGGCCGAAUACAGAAUUUGAAGAAAAAAAUACGCAACAGAAUAUCUUUACGAAACAAAAUAAUGGAAAUUUACUGUCUAAAAUGACUCCGGCUAGUUUUAGUAGGAAAUCCCAAGCUACUGAAAUUUCUGUUAACCCCAAUCAAGCAAUUGAAGAUAAUGAUUUGAAUAUCAAACAUGGAACUGAAUAUGAAUUUAAUUCGGAAACAACAACAGACUUUACCUCUGAUGCUAUGGACACUACAACUGAGUCUGAUGACCUUUCAAAUAGGAUUGCACCUCAGGUUGUUGCGACUCUAUUGGGAUAGUAAGUUAUUUUUACUAACCUUAAUAUGUAAUACUCGUAGAACUAA
Messenger RNA from Pararge aegeria (speckled wood butterfly), 749 nucleotides. RefSeq lists its product as uncharacterized. Bases 90 to 704 code for a protein of 204 amino acids. Lineage: Eukaryota; Metazoa; Arthropoda; Insecta; Lepidoptera; Nymphalidae. The record is from RefSeq and is a predicted model, not a curated record. The transcript is spliced from 4 exons.